Molecule: messenger RNA, 7198 nt
Organism: Cuscuta campestris
Lineage: Eukaryota; Viridiplantae; Streptophyta; Magnoliopsida; Solanales; Convolvulaceae
Source: the annotation of a GenBank genome assembly
AGAAAAGUCAUUAGUACAAUUUAUAGUUACUCAUUUUUCUUCUUUUCAAAAUUGUAGUGUAAAGUGUUUGAAUGUUUGAUGCAGCCAUGGUGCACUGGUUUUCUAUUCGGAGUAAUUUUGACGCCAAAGAUCAAAUCGCAGGAACAAAUUGAUUAAUGGAGGGAGGGAAGUUUUGAGUCUGUUGAGACAGUCGAUGAAGACGAAUUAGAAGAGAAACCAAUAGACGCCACGCCCUAAUCAGAAGUCGACGAUCAACGAAGGCUUGAAUUGCAGUUGCUCUGACUUGCUGUUGUAGACAAUUGGGAAGUGUGAAGGGGGACUGAGGGCUCGCUCUUGUCCCCUCCAAAUGAGUUGCAAACAAGUAGAGAUAAUUGGUUGGGAAUAAUGAGCACUGAAGUUCAUUCCCCAUUUCUUGGAGUUCCGCUUAAGUGCACUGUUUUAGGAAGAAGAAAUAAAGGGGAUUAUGCUUACCCAAGGGGAGUUAAAUUAGAACCCCUCCAUAAGGGUUCAAAUUUCCAAUCAUGUAGAUGUGCAAGGAGACACGAUUGGGUCUUCCAGGGCAGAAAAUUAUUGCACUUCUGCAGGGAAAACCAUCAUUCAUUAUGGAAGAAUCUGGAAAUACGGAGCGGUUGGAUGAUUAACACUGUCAAGGAGUCCAUUGUGGUACAUAGCAAGACUUUGGUCAAGUUCAUGACUUUAGUGUGGAAGAAUGGAUUAUUUCAUUUCGCAGUGCUCUUCUAUUUGUUGGUUUGGUAUGGCAAGUCUAAAGCAAAAUGUUACAUAGAAGCCAAUCUGCUGCCUUCAGUAUGUAUGCUACUGAACGAUCAAAUUCAACGAGAAUUCAAUUUCGGUAAGGUUCAAAGAAUUUCACCUUUAAGCAUUACUUUGGAGUCCUGCUCGAUUGGGCCUCAUAGUGAAGAAUUCUCUUGUGGUGAGGUAUCCACUGUCAAAUUACGAAUUCGUCCUUUUGCGAGUGUGAGAAUGGGAAAAGUUGUUAUUGACGCUGUUUUGACCAAUCCAAGUUUAUUGGUAGCACAGAAGAAGGACUUUACUUGGUUGGGGAUACCUUAUUCGGAAGGAAUUCCCCAGAGGCACUUGUCUGCCAAUGAAGUAAUCAACUAUCGUACAAAAACUAGGAGGAUUGCAAGGGAUGAAGCUGCUUCCAGAUGGGAGCGGGAAAGAGAUGAUGCAGCUAGACAAUCUGCUGAAAAGGGUUAUAAUAUUUCUGAAUGCAAUGAUGUUAUGCCUGAUGUUGAUGAUUUGAAGGAAAGUACGAGUCUUCCUACUAGGUCAGGGACUCAUGACAAUUUCUUUUAUAAUGAUAAGAAGUUGUACUGGAGAGAUCAUCAUUGGAUGGAUGCUGGUGCUGAGUAUGUUCUGAAGCAUGCUGAUUUAGAGAAAUCAUUUGGUGCAAAACUUUCAUCCCCUGAAACCAGCAUCUGGUCCAGAGUCAUGCCAGGAUUUGUUAGGCGUAAGUUCAAUAAGAAGGCUAACAGAAGAGAUUUACCUAGUUCAGGCGUUGCUUCAAAAAAAAGACUUCUUGAGCAUAGUGCAUACGCUGCUCGUUUAUAUUAUCACGAACAAUCUGAAGAGUCAAGAAACUCCACUGAUGGAUCUACAGGUUUUGGUCAAAAUUUGAAGAUCUAUUCGACCCAAAAUGGAGAAAAAGAAACUGCAUCUACUUCUGCAGUAUCCGGUUCUGAAGGAGAUGCAGGACCUGAGUAUCAGGUUCUGAAGUUUGAUAAUACUAAAGCAAAAAAUAGUGAAGUAUUACCAAAUGAGGUAAUCUCUGAGACGAGGAACAAGUCGAACAAUCUCUCUGUAUCUAGAGGAGACUUAGGAAUGCACUCUAGGAAUCAAACGAAUAACUUGCGAUAUCCUUUUGUUUUUACUUUUAGUAAAUCUACAGACUCGAAUGACAUAUUUUCAUCAGUCAGAAGUGUUGAAGGAAUUGGAGUCACCAAGAACCCUUCCGCACAUAUUACACUAGAAGAUGAUAACAUUAACACAGAUGUUGCAAAUGUAACAGUCAGAUCAGUUGAGGAGGCGAAGAUUGCUAAGGAUGAUAUGUUGUACAAUGAAGGGGGAAAUCCUUCUGGCAGGUCUAGUCUGACAGAACUCAAGUUUUCAAAAUCAGUGAACAGUUUUGGAAGUUCUCUCUUGAGCCCUGAAUCAGGUUUAUCCUCUGCCUUUAAAAACAUCUGUGAGGCAUGGACUUGUUUACUUAAUCCUUUGAAAUGGCUGAAAUCUGAGAUCGGUGUGGGAGCUGUGGAUAUGUCCACAGAACUACCUGAUCAGACUGGUGAAGAAAAUUCUUCUGGCAUAGAUGAAAAGAUUCCUCUUGUCCUUGAUUCUGUGCAUUUUAAAGGUGGUACACUGAUGCUACUCGCAUAUGGUGAUGCUGAACCAAGAGAAAUGGAAAUUUCAAGUGGACAUAUGGAGUUCCUAAGUCACUACGGGCGUGUCCACGUGCAUCUCAGUGGAAAUUGCAAGAUGUGGAGAUCAGACUUGAUCUCUGAAGAUGGUGGACGGUUGUCCACAGAUGUUUAUGUUGAUAUCAUUGAGCAGAAAUGGCAUGCUAACUUGAAAAUAGCAAAUCUAUUUGUUCCGCUUUUUGAGAGAAUUUUAGACCUCCCAAUCACAUGGUCUAAAGGGAGAGCUAGCGGUGAGGUUCAUAUAUGCAUGUCAGAAGGAGAAACGUUUCCGAACCUUCACGGGCAGCUUGAUGUAACAGGGUUGGCCUUUCAGAUAUAUGAUGCUCCGUCAUGGUUUUCUGAUAUGUCUGCAAGUUUGUUUUUCCGUGCCCAGAGGAUAUUCGUGCACAAUGCCAGUGGAUGGUUUGGUGAUAUCCCAUUAGAAGCAUCUGGGGACUUUGGCAUUGAUCCAGAGGAAGGAGAAUAUCAUUUAAUGUGUCAGGUUCCAUCUGUAGAAGUGAAUGCCCUGAUGAAAACAUUCAGGAUGAAGCCUUUGUUUUUUCCGCUGGCAGGAUCUGUAACAGCUGUGUUCAAUUGCCAAGGCCCAUUGGAGGCUCCUGUUUUUGUGGGAAGUGCAUUGGUCUCAAGGAAAUUCACCCAUUUGCCUGCUGAUAUUCCUCAAUCAGCUGCAUAUGAGGCAUUGAUGAACAACAAAGAGGCUGGUGCAGUGGCAGCAAUUGACCAUGUUCCGUUCUCUUAUAUUUCGGCCAACUUUACUUUUAACACUGAUAAUUGUGUUGCUGACCUCUAUGGGAUCAAAGCUACCCUUGUUGAUGGUGGUGAAAUUCGUGGAGCAGGAAAUGCUUGGAUUUGUCCAGAGGGUGAGGUUGAUGACAAAGCUAUGGAUUUUAAUUUUUCGGGCAACUUGUGUUUUGAUAAAAUUGUGCAUCGCUAUGAAUCUGGUUAUCUUCAUACAGUGCCCUUUAAAUUAGGGGAUCUGAAUGGUGAAACAAAAGUUUCUGGCUCGCUGUUAAGACCGAGAUUUGAUAUCAAGUGGACUGCACCAAGAGCUGAAGGAUCACUUUCUGAUGCCCAUGGAGAUGUUAUCAUUUCACAUGACCACAUAUCUAUCAAUUCUUGGUCUCCUGCUUUUGAAUUGAGUACAAAAGUUUCAACAUCAUAUCCUGACGAGAACUGCUUAAACUGGAGAGAGUAUGGCAAAUCAGGUGCCAUUCCAUUCUCCGUUGAAGGAGUUGAAUUGGAUCUACGAUUGCACAACUUUGAAUUUUUCAACAUGGUUUCUUCUUAUGCAUUUGAUUCUCCAAGGCCCGUGCAUUUGAGAGCAACCGGAAGAAUUAAGUUUCAAGGAGAAGUUGCCAAGGUUUCCAGCAGUGUUGAUAGCGGAGUCUUUCAAUCUGAUAAGUAUUUAGAAUUACCCAUGGAUUGUGAUGAAGAUGCAAAGAGGAUUUCUGGUGAUAUAUCAAUAUCAGGUCUAAAACUCAAUCAAUUGAUGCUUGCUCCUCAGUUAGCUGGAGUAUUGAACAUAAGGUCUAAGGGUAUAAAGUUGGUGGCUACUGGUCGACCAGAUGAACGUCUUGCAGUAGAACUUGUGGGACUGUUGCCGUCAACUUCUGAAGAAAAUCUAGCUGGGCAGUUGCUCUCUUUUUCUCUGCAGAAAGGUCACCUGAAUGCUAGUGCAUGUUAUCGACCACAACACUCAGCUAGCUUGGAGGUGCGGCAUUUGCCACUGGAUGAACUGGAGCUAGCCUCACUUCGUGGAGACAUUUCGAGGGCAGAACUUCAAUUGAACUUCCAGAAAAGAAGGGGCCACGGUGUGUUAUCUGUUCUGCAGCCAAAGUUCAGUGGGGUAUUGGGUGAAGCUCUAGAUGUGGCUGCUAGAUGGAGUGGAGAUGUGAUCACCGUUGAAAGUGCUAUCUUGGAACAAAGCAAUAGCAAAUAUGAACUACAAGGAGAGUAUGUAUUGCCUGGUUCCCGGGAUCGAAGCCCUGUGAGAAAGGAAAUAGGUAGCUUGUUCGACAAAGUAAUGACUCGUCAUUUAGGGAGCAUGGUCUCUUCUAUGGGUAGAUGGAGGAUGAGACUAGAGGUACCUAAUGCUGAAAUAGCAGAGAUGCUUCCACUUGCUAGGCUUCUUUCUCGAAGUUCUGAUCCUGCUGUUCAGUAUAGAUCGAAGGACCUCUUCAUACAAAGUUUGCAGUCAGUUGGACUGUGUGCUGAAAGCCUUCAGAAACUUCUUGAGGAAUUUCGAGGACAUUGUGCCACAUCAUAUGAAGUUGUCCUUGACAAUUUCGAUCUUCCAGGUUUAGCUGAACUUAAAGGUCGCUGGCGUGGCUCUUUGGAUGCUAGUGGAGGAGGCACUGGUGAUACGACGGCAGAGUUUGACUUUCAUGGAGAGGAAUGGGAGUGGGGCUCAUACACAACCCAGCGCAUUUUAGCAGCUGGUAUGUACAACAACAAUGAUGGUUUGCGUCUUGAAAGGAUCUUCAUCCAAAAGGAUAAUGCAACAAUCCAUGCGGAUGGGACUGUAUUAGGGCCAAAGACAAAUUUGCAUUUUGCUGUUCUGAAUUUCCCUGUCAGUUUGGUUCCCACUCUCGUUCAGGUUAUUGAAAAUUCAGCCACUGAAGUCGUUCACUCCCUGAGGAAAUUGUUAGCACCUAUUAAAGGUAUCCUACACAUGGAAGGUGAUCUGAAGGGAAAUCUAGCCAAACCUGAAUGCGAUGUCCAAGUCAGGCUCUUGGAUGGGUCAAUUGGGGGAAUUGAACUUGGGAGGACUGAAAUCGUUGCUUCUUUAACCCCGACUAGCCGUUUCCUAUUUAAUGCUAAAUUAGAACCCAUUGUUCAAUAUGGCCACGUACUUAUUCAAGGAAGUAUUCCUCUAACACUUGUUCAAGACAAUGUUAUGGAGGAAGAAAGCACUGAAAGGGAAGCCACAUGGGUUGGAGGUUGGGAUACAGAGAGAAGUAAGACUUCUGCUGAUGAGGGUAAUGAAAGAAAAGGAUCAAGAGAAAAGAAUCAAGAGGUUUGGGAUACACAACUGGCAGAGAGCCUCAAGGGUUUAAACUGGAACAUAUUGGAUGCAGGCGAAGUUAGGAUUGAUGCUGACAUCAAAGAUGGUGGCAUGAUGUUACUAACAGCAUUAUCUCCUUAUGCUAACUGGCUCCACGGCAAUGCUGAAGUUAUGCUUCAGGUAAGGGGUACUGUGGAGAAACCUGUGCUGGAUGGUUCUGCCUAUUUUAACCGGGCAAUUGUGUCUUCACCUCUACUUAGUAAACCAAUUACCAAUUUUGGAGGAACUGUUCAUGUAAAUUCAAAUAGACUAUGUAUUGGCUCAUUGGAGGGCAGGGUAAGCAGAAAGGGGAAAUUGUCUUUAAAAGGGAAUCUUCCCCUCAGUGCCAGUGAAGCAUCUCCCGGCGAUAAACUUGACUUAAAAUGUGAGGUCCUGGAAGUGCGUGCAAGGAACAUAUUGAGUGGUCAGGUUGAUACUCAGUUGCAAAUAACUGGAUCUAUCAUGCAACCAAACAUUUCUGGAAAGAUAAAGGUCAGCCACGGAGAAGCUUAUCUGCCCCAUGACAAGGGUAGUAGUGGAGUUGCUGCCUUCAAUAGGGAAACAACAAAUGAACCUAGGCUGCCAGCUAGUGGUUAUGGUCACAUGGUUGCAUCAAAGUAUGUUUCACGUUUUCUUAACCUAGUACCAGCAUCGUCAAAUAGCUCAUUCCACCAUUCAUCUGGUGAACAUGAUGAAGUAGAAAAGGAUAUGGUACCGGUAAACAGCAGACCAAAGCUUGAUAUCCGCCUAACAGACCUAAGGAUUGGUCUUGGGCCAGAACUGAGGAUAGUUUAUCCUUUGAUUCUCAAUUUUGCAGUCAGUGGAGAACUUGAAUUAAAUGGUCCAGCUCAUCCCAAGUGUAUAAAGCCUAAAGGCGUUUUGACAUUCGAGAAUGGUGAUGUGAAUCUCGUUGCGACACAAGUGAGGCUCAAACGGGAGCAUCUUAAUAUUGCCAAAUUUGAGCCUGACAAUGGUCUUGAUCCGAUGCUUGAUCUAGCCCUGGUGGGAUCAGAAUGGCAGUUUAGAAUUCAAAGUCGAGCUAGCAACUGGCAGGAAAAGUUGGUCAUGACCUCAACACGUUCAGCGGAGCAAGAUGUUCUUUCAACUACUGAGGCUGCCAGAGUUUUUGAAAGUCAGUUAGCUGAAUCAAUAUUGGAAGGUGAUGGUAAGCUUGCUUUUAAGAAGCUUGCAACUGCUACACUCGGGACAUUGAUGCCGAGGAUAGAAGGCAAGGGGGAAUUCGGGCAGGCUAGGUGGAGACUAGUUUAUGCUCCCCAGAUCCCGAGUUUGCUCUCUGUGGACCCCACAGUCGAUCCUCUCAAGUCUCUAGCAAGCAACAUUUCAUUUGGGACUGAAGUAGAAGUUCAGCUGGGGAAGCGUCUUCAGGCGUCGGUAGUUAGGCAGAUGAAGGAUUCGGAGACAACUAUGCAAUGGACCUUGAUUUACCAGCUCACGAGCCGUUUGCACGUGCUCAUACAAUCUGCUCCAUCCAAACGACUCCUAUUUGAAUAUUCGACAAAUUCACAGGACUAGGGAUGGAGGAUACCCUACUUCAUAGGAGGAAGAAGCAUUUGAUGCAUUUUCUUCAUUGAAUUUUGACUGUGUAAAUCAAUUGAUUCUUGUAAAUAGAGUUGUUCUUUGCUUACCAAAGCUUCCUUUUGUUAAAAAGCUUCAUUUUCUGAUCUACUUGUUCUAGUGGCAACAAAAUUACAGUGCAUAA